Messenger RNA from Egretta garzetta (little egret), 2239 nucleotides. RefSeq names its product DDHD domain containing 2 (gene DDHD2). Bases 1 to 2055 code for a protein of 684 amino acids. Gene Ontology annotation, cellular component: COPII-coated ER to Golgi transport vesicle. Gene Ontology annotation, molecular function: metal ion binding; triacylglycerol lipase activity; protein binding. Lineage: Eukaryota; Metazoa; Chordata; Aves; Pelecaniformes; Ardeidae. The record is from RefSeq and is a predicted model, not a curated record. The transcript is spliced from 18 exons.
AUGGCGCGUGUUAAGUCGAAAUCGUUCAGCCCGUCAGCCCGUCCAGGGGAAUGGCUUGGAGGCCUGGAGUCCCACACCUUCACCGUCAAGCAAUGCGCCUCCCAGGGCCACAAAUUCAGGUUUUACUCUCUAAAUGAGGCAGGAAGAGUCCACGCCUUGGUUCCUGCAGGGAGAGACAAAGAAGAUGUGGUCGUCCCAACAUCGGGGGGUAGGUACGACGUGCAUCUGAAGAAGAGGCAGCGUGUCGCAGUGUACUGGGAGGAGGAGGUAUCUGAAGUGCGUCGCUGCACCUGGUUUUACAAGGGGGACAAGGACAACAAGUAUAUUCCCUACUCGGAGACCUUCAGCGAAGAACUGGAGGAAGCUUACAUGACUGCUGUCACCCUGGACGAGUGGAAGAAGAAACUGGAGUCCCCCAGCAGGGAAAUCAUUAUCUUGCACAACCCAAAGCUGAUGGUGCACUACCAUCCGGUUGCCACCUCCGAUGACUGGGGCUCCACUCCUACGGAACAAGGUCGACCUCGGACUGUGAAGAGAGGAGUAGAAAACAUCGCUGCCGAGAUCCCCAAUGGAGAGCCGCUGCAAAUCGACCACCUGGUUUUUGUGGUGCACGGGAUCGGCCCAGCGUGCGACAUUCGCUUCAGGAGCAUCAUCCAGUGCGUGAAUGACUUCAGGAACGUUUCCCUGAGCAUGCUGCAAGCACACUUCAAGAAAGCCCAGGAGCAGCAGCAGAUCGGCCGGGUGGAGUUUCUACCUGUGAACUGGCACAGCUCCCUCCACUCCACCGGGGUGGACGUUGACCUGGAGCGGAUCACUUUGCCCAGCAUCAACCGCCUGCGUCACUUCAUCAACGACACCAUCCUGGACGUUUUCUUUUACAACAGCUCCACCUAUUGCCAGACCAUCGUGGACACGGUGGCCUCCGAAAUGAACCGCCUGUACCAGCUCUUCCUGCAGAGGAACCCCCUCUUCAAAGGGGGGGUCUCCAUUGCGGGGCACAGUUUGGGGUCGCUCAUUCUGUUUGAUCUCCUGACGAACCAGAAGGCUGCUCCGGAGGAGGACGAGCACAGCGAAGAGGGGUCCGGGACAGCCUCAAGCAACAGGGGCAUUGAGGAAGUACAAGAAAUCCUGAAGAAGCUGGAGCUGUCCGAAUAUUGUGAUGUUUUCGAGAAGGAGAAGAUGGACAGGCAAGCACUGUUCUUGUGCACAGAGAAAAACCUCAAAGAAAUGGGAAUUCCCUUAGGACCAAGAAUGAAGAUACUUCAUUACAUCAGCUCCAAGACGGAGAUGCAGGACCAGAGAGCAGCAGCUCCUGGGCACAGCAGGGAGCACGGAGCCGAGCCCGGGUCCCCGUCACAGCGCGACCCGGACAGCACGGACAACGGCAAUAAUUGCCAAUACCGCGACGUUGGCUUAGGACAGGUCUCGGCAAACUAUCCUCAGCUAAACUACAAGCCCACCAUCUUCUUUGCUUUUGGGUCUCCCAUCGGGAUGUUUCUCACGGUGCGAGGAGUGAAGCGGAUCAACCCAAACUACAGCCUGCCCACCUGCAAAGGCUUCUUCAACAUCUUCCACCCUUUUGACCCGGUGGCGUACAGGAUUGAGCCCAUGAUCGUCCCAGACCUGGAGUUUGAGCCCAUGCUGCUGCCUCACCACAAGGGCAGGAAGAGAAUGCACCUGGAGCUGAAAGAAGGGCUGACUCGCAUGAGCGUGGACCUGAAGAACAACUUGCUGGGGUCCCUGCGGGUGGCCUGGCAGUCCUUCACUCGGGCGCCAGCAUCGCUCCUCUUCCUUCCUUCAGACACAAAGCCAGAGGAGACCCCCGCAGCAGCGAAGGAAGAGGCCUCCCUCAUCAACGUGGGGAGGCUCAACGGAGGGAAUCGCAUAGACUACGUGCUGCAGGAGAAGCCGAUCGAGAGCUUUAAUGAGUAUUUAUUUGCACUACAAGGGCAUCUCUGCUAUUGGGAGUCAGAAGACACGGUUCUGCUGGUUCUGAAGGAGAUCUACCAGACACAAGGCAUCACACUGGAUCAACCUUUGCCAGGAAGCCAGUGACCAACCUGUGCUCUUCUGGCCACUUGAUAUUCACAUCAACUGACUACUCACCAGGAAAGUCCAGAUUUCUUCUCUGCCUUCCUCUCUCCUCUGCUGCUGCGUCCCCCGCAUGCUGCUUCCCAAGUACCUGCUGCUACCUGGAGAUAAGGAUGAUUUUCCUCCAUUUUGGGUAGGGGCGGGGGGG